GUUGAAGAAAAUGUCACAAUUGAUCAUAAUCAUUCGAGUGAUUUAAACUAUACGACGAUUUAUAACAAAUGGUUGUAUGUAAAUGGUGUAAUUGUUAAUUAAUUAAAUAAGAUUACUGGCAACGUUCACAUAAUAUAACAAUGAUUAAAUGAAGAGGACAAUCCUGUUGAUAAAACGCGAAUAUGACAUUGCCUGGCAUUGGUGUGUUUGGUACAGGAAGUAUUGUUAGAGUAAUUAUUCCCUUUUUAAGAGAGAAGGGAUUUAAAAUUAAAGCUAUAUGGGGCAGAACGUUGUCGGAAGUAUCGGAAGCAGCAGCGGACCUGGAGAUACCAUUUCAUACAAGUCGGAUAGACGAUGUACUUCUUAGAAAGGAUGUAGAUUUAAUUUUUAUCAUGUGUUCGCCAAGUUUACAUGCACAGAUUGCAGUCAAAGCUUUGGGCAUUGGAAAACAUGUAGUGUGCGAUAAACCUGCUGGCUUAAGUCAAAGUGAAGCAUUGAAAAUGGUCAGGGCUGCUCAAUAUUAUCCAUCGUUAAUAAGCAUAGUUAAUCAUAGUUUAAGAUUUCUACCAGCAUUUGUUACCAUGAAAAAAGCUUUAGAAGAAGAUUACUUAGAAGGUCCAAUAACAGUAAUUGAAAUUAGAGUACAUAUGGGAAGUUUAUUACAUAACGAUUAUGACUGGUUAUGCGACGAUACGAUGGGUGGUGGUAUUUUGGCUCUGGUAGGGAGCCAUGUUAUAGACUUAAUAUUCCAUUUGGUUGGUCAACGUGCUAUAAGAGUACAUGCUGUUGUUCGAACAUUUACUCAAACUACAAAGUAUAUAAAUGGUAUACGUCAUAUAACAUCACCCGAUUUUUGUACUUUUCAAAUCGAGCUGAGCGGAGGAACACUGGUUACAGCCACAUUGAGUAAUCACUUGCAAGGGCAACUUUCCCAAGAAGUAUUAAUAUGCGGCGGUAGUAAUCAUCUCCUUGUUUGCAAUGGAGACUUAUAUGGAUUUAAAGGAGGACAAGAAGAAAUUCUUUAUAGAGAUACCGAAGAUUUAGAAUUAUCUCUACCCGUUUCUAAUUCUAUUCCACGUCCUUAUAUCAAAGGAUUACGAAAUAUGAUUGCUGCAUUAAGAGAAGCUUUUCAAUCAGUCGAAGAUAAGAAAGGUUGGGUAAAAGAACCCGUCUUUUGUGCUGCUACAUUUGAAGACGGCCUAUAUGUACAAGCAGUUAUCGAUGCAUUACGUCAAAGUAACAAACGCCGAGAAUGGGCUAAAGUUAAUAUUUUAACAGAAGAACCUGAUCCAAAUCCAUUACUGAGUGCUGCUGUUAGAGCUACAGCUAUAUCAAUAUAAAGAGAAUAU
This is a messenger RNA of Vespa velutina, 1349 nucleotides long. RefSeq names its product glucose-fructose oxidoreductase domain-containing protein 1. Gene Ontology annotation, molecular function: nucleotide binding. The coding region runs from base 183 to 1340 and encodes 385 amino acids. The transcript has 2 exons. NCBI's taxonomy places the organism in Eukaryota, Metazoa, Arthropoda, Insecta, Hymenoptera, Vespidae. The record is from RefSeq and is a predicted model, not a curated record.